AGCCGGGCGGGCGGGAUGCGGCGAGCCGAGCUCCGGGACGAGGGGGAAGCGGCGGCGGCGGCCUCGUACCGGGUGCUCAGCCGCCUGCUGGGCUAUGGGGCCGGGCCGCAGCCGGGCGGCGGCAAGGGCCCCGCUGAGGAGGGCGGCGCGGCCGGGGGGCCGCCGCCGCUGAGGGGCUCCCGCCCGCCGCCGCAGCUCAUGGUGUUCCGCAACGUGGGGCGGCCGGGCGAAGCGGGCGGCGGCGGCGGCGGGCCCGGCCCCUCGGAGCUGCUCUGCCCGCGGCACCGCUGCGCCCUGGAGCCCUCGGGGGAGCCGGGCUGGGGGGCGCUGCCGCCGGCCGGGCUGGAGCUGCAGCUGGCGGCGCUGGAGCUGCAGCGCGGGAAGGCGCCCGGCGGCGGCGGCGGCUGCCCCUGCCUCCGCCUGCUGCCCGCGCCGGGCGGCCCGGCCGCCGAGGAGACCAGCGACGCGCUGCUGGUGCUGGAGGCGCUGGAGCCCGACGAGGCCGAGAGCGGCGCCGAGGAGGGGCCGGGCAGCCCGGGCCGGGCCGUGGGCGGGAGGCCGGGGGGCCGGGCCCAGCCGCCGGCCGCCGCCGCGGCCCUCGGCGCUCGGAAGGGCUCGCUCAAAAUCCGCCUCAGCCGCUUCUUCCGCACCAAGAGCUGCAGCGGCGCCUCGGCCGGGGGGGAGCCCGCCGCCGCCGCCGGCAGGAGGCGCUCCGGGGAGCUGCCCGCCUCGGCCGGGAGCCUGACCGACGUGUCCAGCCCCCGGGGCCGGGAGCGGGACGCGGGCAGUAGGAAACCCCGAUUGACAAGAACUCAAAGUGCCUUUUCUCCGGUUGCUUUCAGCCCCCUCUUCACAGGUGAAACUGUGUCACUAGUGGAUGUGGACAUCUCCCAGCGAGGACUGACCUCGCCUCACCCUCCGACUCCUCCACCUCCACCACGGAGAAGCCUCAGCCUGCUAGAUGAUAUCAGUGGGACGCUGCCUACAUCUGUUCUAGUGGGUCCGAUGGGGUCUUCCCUGCAGUCUUUCCCUCUGCCUCCGCCUCCUCCACCCCAUGCCCCAGAUGCGUUUCCCCGGAUCGUCCCGUUCAGACCGACAGAGGCAGUGAACAGCCAGACCACCCAGCAUCUUCAGUGUCCUCUCUACCGACCAGACGCAAGCAGCUUUGCAGCUAGCUUGCGAGAACUGGAAAAGUGUGGUUGGUACUGGGGACCAAUGAACUGGGAAGAUGCGGAAAUGAAGCUGAAGGGGAAACCAGAUGGAUCCUUCCUGGUACGAGACAGCUCCGACCCUCGUUACAUCCUGAGCUUAAGCUUUCGAUCACAGGGUAUCACCCAUCACACCAGAAUGGAGCACUACAGAGGAACCUUCAGUCUGUGGUGUCACCCCAAGUUUGAGGAUCGCUGCCAGUCUGUGGUGGAGUUUAUAAAGAGAGCAAUCAUGCACUCAAAAAAUGGGAAGUUCCUUUACUUCCUGCGAUCCAGGGUUCCAGGUCUCCCUCCAACACCUGUCCAGCUCCUGUAUCCUGUCUCCAGGUUCAGCAACGUCAAAUCCCUCCAGCACCUUUGCCGCUUCCGGAUCAGGCAACUUGUCCGCAUAGACCACAUUCCAGAGCUCCCACUGCCCAAGCCUUUGAUCUCCUACAUCCGGAAGUUCUAUUACUACGACCCCCAAGAGGAGGUGUAUCUGUCGCUGAAGGAAGCUCAGCUGAUUUCAAAACAGAAGCAGGAGACUGAAUCCUUGACGUAGCGAGGCUGCCUCGCCCAUCUUGUCACUGUCACAGACGGAAUUUGCUUGCUGAGAUCCUGUAGCAAAGAGCCUAAGCAAAGCUACAGCAGAAAGGAGGCCCGAGAAGGGGGAAGCCUUCCUCUGCAGUAGUGACUUCUGCUUGCAAGCUCUUUUGUCCUCUGAAGAGGAUUCAGGACCCCCAAGAAGCACAGCAGAAUGGAAAUGAGAGCUCUGGCUCCUGGUUUGGGGAUGGAGCCUUUGACAGCAAGUGGACUGGAUCCCAGACUCCUCGCAGAAAGGAGAAUGUCAUGGCACUAUUUCUGAUUUACGUUUUUAUUUUUGGUGUUUCCGUUCCUCAGCAUGGGAAAUACUGUCUUUAAGAGCAGCUGGAUUUUGUAACACCGCAGAUUCGAGGGUGUGGGAAGAGAGGGAUCUCGCAGCAAGAGUAUCCAAUCCAGCCAUCCUGGUGAAACUGCUCUUUGGCUACCAUCCAUGUGGCUGUGGCCAAAGAGCUCUUGGGAAGCAAACUGAGCCAGAUUCGUGUGCAGCUAUGUAGAAUAAUUGAGGGGGGGGAUCAGCACUCAAACAGUGUGCAGCUGCGUAGAUCCUGUGCUUUCUAGGAGACUGGGCAAGAGCCAAACCUAUCCUCGUGUAGCCGAGAUUUCCUACUGGAUUGCAGAGUGGUCCUGUGCGCUUUCACAUCCUACCCAAGGAGAGGAACAGAGCGUUCCCCAUUCAAAUGUUCUGAAGCCUUCUGCCAGUGGAAUAGCUUGUAGUAUUGCAGGGCAAGAGGCUAUCAGCCACCCAGCAAAGGCCAGAAGAUCUAGCCCAAGAGUUUUUCACGCUAAAGUCCUUUACAGUUCCUCCUGUGAUAGCUGUGGAAUCUGGCAAAGCUGUUGUCUAAAUUCCAGCAAUCCAUGAGUCAAGGGCAUUCCUGCCUCACUGAAGCAAUCUCAGCACUGCAGAGCCAUGGGGAGUUUUGUUAUGGCCUUUGUGCUGGCUAUUCCCAAAAGCUGCGAAUGAAGAGGCUUUUUAAUCAAAGAAGCAGUGUCGAAUCCUGACAACUAAUUGCUAAGGCUGUUGUGGGACAUCUCUGAGACUCAACAGACAGGAACACAUUUUUCACCCUGAUCCUAGUUUAGGUGGGAUGAUUCAGGAGAGAAGGAUGAUCCCAACAUAAUUGGAGACCGCGUCCUGAUCUUCCUGUGAGGGUGAUGCUCUGUAUUUCUAGCCUUUCUGGUGAUGAACUAGAAUGUGAUGAUCUGGGAGUAUUGCAGCACAGAACAAUCCCUGAAGAUGGGGCCAGUAACAGGAGAGCUAAAACAGUGUUGCUUCUACUGCAUUUGCCAUGUGUCUCCUAAAUUUUCCAUGGCUUACUGGGUUUGGCACUAGUAAUAGCUCUCUCAUCUCAAGGAGUCUGGUCUGCUGCUGCCUUUACAGCUGCUGAGAAGUUGUUUUCAUGGCAAAAUGUAGUGUCUGCCCUUUGGGGAUGAGACCUUUCUAAGGAGGGAAGAAUCGCGUCCUGUAUAUUUAAACUAAAAAUUCCUCUCAACAUGACGGCUGCACACCUCCCCUCCCAGCAGCCUGGUGAUCUGGAAGUUGUGAUGUUUGUGUCUGGCACUCGGGUUGUGGUCGUCUUACCUGGCAGUCCUUUAGCUGAGUUCUGAGUGUCCCUUAUGUUGGAUGUAUCAGUUCGUGAGCCUUUAGGAUUUGCACCAUUCCUUAAGGAAUGAUGUACGUAUUGAGGUUAGAGAGAGUAACAUGAAAUCUGCCUGGCUCUCUGUAAAGAGCUCCUAUAGAGGAGGCUGGAGGCCAGGGCUCUUCCUUUCCUGUGUAAAUGAGCACAGCUUAACUUCCGGAUGAAACCACAACAAAGCUUAAGCAGUCUCUAGAAAUACCUCGUCUGAAAACAUUUGCUACUGAAUCUGCAUCCCGUUGGUGGUUACCUAUUUGGGCAGGGGGUAGCAGAGAGGGAGGAAUACCCUCUGAGACUGGUCAUUUACAGUAUGUCUGCACUGCCCCCCCAAAAAACCAACCCAUGACUGCAAGUCUUGGAGCCUGGGUCAGGCUCCUGGGGGCUGAAAAAGCAGUGUAGAUGUUCCUUCUUUGUGCUGCAGUUCAGGCCCUGAGACCCACCUCCCUGGCCAGGUUUCAGAGCCCAAGUGGGAACGUCUAUGCUGCUAUUUUUAGCCUGUUGAUCUGGGCUCUGAGACUUGCUACUUUGGGUUACUGCAAUGUAGACAAAGCUGUAGCAUGUCUUGUUCCCUUGUGAAAUCUGGCUUCUUUAGGUCCAUAGCACAACAUGACCCACCAGCGAGGCCUCCAGAAGCUUAAUCUCUCUCAUGAAUCCUACGUUCUCCCUCUUUCUCCCCCGCCAGCUGGAGAUUUGCAGUUCACAUAUAGUCAUGGGCAUGGUUAAGAUUAAGGCGCACACAGCAAGUUGGGACGAAUGCUCAACAGCUCCCCAUCCGCGCCGCUUGGAUGCACAAGACUGAUUGCAUCUUCCUUUACAGUGGGAGGUGGCCUGGAUGUGACCGCGAUCCCUAGAUGUGUAGUCCCUCCAGCUUUGAUACACCUCAUCCUAGCCACGGAUUGAGAAUCCAACUGUUCAACCUCCAGCAAAUUCAUACACUGGAAAAACAUCUGCUUCCCCAGAGGGACUGCAAAGGAGGAUCUGACACCUCCAAAAUGUCUGAACGUUUAUGUGCAGCUGCAGACAGACAGCUCUUUAACCUUCCCGCUAAUUGGACAGCUCUGCGAGGCACUGGAUUGGGAGAGCAAUGCGGAGUGCGAAGGCGCUGGCUGUUGGAUUCGGAUGGUUCCUUGUUUUCCGCCAGCCGCGGGGGACAACUGCAAUCAACAUGGGUCUGGGAGUCUUGCGGGUCUGCUCGCAAAGAGUCAGGGGAGGACCUCCCCCCCCCCGCCCUACUAAAUUUGGAAGAUGUCUGUGCUGUUUCCCACAUACCUCCCACCCAGUUCUUUCUGGAGCUGAUAAAGAUUCAGGCUGUCAAAUUGAUGCUGGAUUUGGGGAAGCAAGAUGGAGACUUAAAUAGCCAGGCUGGAAAAAGAAGAGGAAAUGCAUUUGGAAGGGCCAAACACUGAAAUAACCCAUAGAGUGAGCUACUAUCCCUAAAUGGGAUUGUCUGGGCAGGGAAUUUUUUUUGGAGGGGGCGGGAUAAAAACGCACAAAUCUACACCCCAGCAUUGGCUGGUUUAAAGAGAAAUGCUGAUCUCCGCUAUUCUGACCUCUUCAUUUUCUGGCAUGUUUUAAUUCUCCACGUCCCUCUCCUUUUGUAAGCCCUGUGCAACUACUGAGGACUUGUUCCUGCUGAGCCAUUGAGUCCUAGGGCAGGUCAUGUACAUAAAACAUCAGGAGCAGUCCAAGAAGCAACGUAACUUUUUGUAAUGCUGUUGCGUCUGUAUUUGGUCUGCUGUGAGCAUCCUUGAAAAGGAAUUUCCCCCACGGGCUGUUUGGCAAUUUCUGCUGGUACUUGAAACUUGAACGCUGCAGUGGGUGAGCGUUCUAGCCGGAUGGUGGUUGGCUAACAAGGGCUGUGGCCUGCAUCCUUGAGCUGCUGGUCAGAGUUACUUUAUUUUCUCUGCCUGGUGCCAGGGAUUCCUUGGUAUGGAAUGGAAUGCUGUCUGCUACUGAGCAUAGGAGGUGUUAGUGGAAGCCUCAGUCUUACCAACAGGUAUCCCUAAAGCACCUUGCAAGAGUCAGAAGCUUAUCACAAUUUUACUAGCCUGUACUUUUUCCAUGGAGAAACGAACAAGGCUUUACCUGUCAGCAAAUUUCUCUGGGCAAGUAUAAUUUGUAAGGCUCAGCUUUAGUUGCCUUCAACAAUAGGAAACUCCACCAAACUGUUACCACGGGCUUGCAGGGUUCUGCAUGCUAUAUCUUUAACUGGGCUAAUCUGGAGCAUGUCUCAUUUCUUACGCAAGAUCAUUUUAGUGUUCUGUGUUGAAUGGAGGCAGGCAUAGAAGCAAUGCACUGUGUAAGGGUGACAGGGUGCUACACAUGUGCCCUGUAAAUUUACCCCACCUCCACAUUUCUGUGGCAUACCCAAGCGAAGGGAGGCACACGUACUGCAUAACCAUUCUGCUGCCUCUUUAGUAUCUCUUAGAUAACAUUCUCUACACUCUUGCAGUAAAUAACUCUCUUGAAAUCCAUGUUUAAAAGAAGUUCAUAUUGAAAGCACCUCUUAUCACUUCACGACUAGGUUUCUGAGCUGGUAGCUCUUCCUGCUGGAGUGAUGGGAACUUCAUAGACUCUAGCAGCAAGUAUAAACGUUUUUACUGCUCCAAUUCAGAGGCUAUCAAAGUCUGAGGGGAAUGGACAGAGACUUCUCCUCUCCAAAUGGGCACUGUUCUUCCUUACUGGAUGUAGCAGGCCUAUGGAUGGAGAUCUUAUAGGUGACCUGUUCCUAGUUCCCUUUUUGUCAGUGAUCCCUGACCUCAUGUAGGGAGGAACAUUUCACAUUUUUAUGGGAAUUUUUUGUUGUAGGUUAGUGGGCUUAUCUAGAUUUAAAGGGACACUAUCAACUUGAUUCUCUUAAAGUUACUUGGAGUGUCCUUUAGUGUCCUGAUCUCUGAUUCCUUUAAGAAAAAGUAAAUUUGAUAAGUUUAUAAAUAGGAUUAUAUGAUGGGUUUGCCUGUGAUAGCAGGGGACUGGAUGAGAUGUCCCAAGGAGGUCCCUUAGAGUUCUGUAACCAUGGGGGUUUUUCUGCUGCAGAUUAUUGGGGCCCUAUUUAGUAAGGGAGAAUUUGACUAUUGAUGGGAUGAGGGAGAUGGAUAGUGAAACUGACUAAUAUUAAAAGUGCUGUCAAAUGUACAAAUUAAAGUUGAAAGAAAUCUCUUCCAUGGUCUUUUCAAGGAUGCUGAUCUUCGAUGUAACUACAGCUGGUACAAAAUUUCUUAGUUAAACGUAUUCAAGUUGACAAGGUGCCUUUAAAGGCAGCUAGCUCAAACAUCAAAUUUGUCCAGUUGCAUACAUCACCAUCUUUCUUUUCACGGCAGUAUUGUCUAUAGCUAGUGAGAUGACUUGACUUGCUCCUGGGGAGUAAACUUUCUUUUAAUAAAAA
Molecule: messenger RNA, 6809 nt
Organism: Chelonia mydas (Green sea turtle)
Lineage: Eukaryota; Metazoa; Chordata; Testudines; Cheloniidae
Gene: SOCS7
Product: suppressor of cytokine signaling 7
Exons: 10
Coding region: 16-1749 (577 amino acids)
Biological process (GO): intracellular signal transduction; phosphatidylinositol phosphate biosynthetic process
Cellular component (GO): phosphatidylinositol 3-kinase complex
Molecular function (GO): 1-phosphatidylinositol-3-kinase regulator activity
Source: RefSeq, a predicted model, not a curated record